Molecule: messenger RNA, 1086 nt
Organism: Panicum hallii
Lineage: Eukaryota; Viridiplantae; Streptophyta; Magnoliopsida; Poales; Poaceae
Product: BTB/POZ and MATH domain-containing protein 2-like
Exons: 1
Coding region: 1-1086 (361 amino acids)
Biological process (GO): protein ubiquitination
Molecular function (GO): protein binding
Source: RefSeq, a predicted model, not a curated record
AUGCCGAUCUCCGCCUCUUCUGCCACCACCGGCGACGGCGGCGGCGGCAGCACGUCGACCAUCGCCGCCGAGACAACUUCCGGGUGGCACGAGCUCAGGGUCCCGGGCUACGCCACGACCAAAGGAGGCGUCGGCAAGUUCAUCAACUCCGCCACCUUCGUCGUCGGCGGGCACAGCUGGUACAUCAGGUACUACCCCGACGGCAACAACGAGAAAAGCGCCGGCUGGGUAUCCGUCUACCUCUACCUCGACCUGCCUGCCGCCGGCGGCGACGGCGACGUCAAGGCGCGGUACAAGCUUAGCCUGAUCGACGACGACGAUGCCGGCGAGGACCUCUCGUCCUACACCAGGACCAGCGCCGGUUACUCCUUCUGGGGCCCUGGCAAACCGCGCGGCUACCAUCAGUUCAUCAAGGGGACGGACAUGGAGUCCUCUCUGAAAGGCCACGGCUUUCGGAUCCGAUGCGACGUCACCGUCAUGAAGGAGACCUGCGUGGAUACCACCGUCGUCGCCGGGUCUCUCGCCGUGCCGCCGCCGGAGCUGCACCGGCAUCUCGGCGCGCUCCUGGACAGCGAGGUAGGAGGGGACCUGACGUUCGAUGUCGGCGGCGAGCACCUCACGGCGCACAGGUACGUGCUCGCCGCGCGGUCGCCGGUGCUCAUGGCGGAGCUCUUCGGCCCGAUGAAGGAGAACACCACGGGCAGCAUACGGAUCAGUGAUGUGGAGCCGAGGGUGUUCAAGGCCAUGCUCCGCUUCGUCUACACCGACUCGCUCCCGGAGGUAGACGACGAGGACAGCAAGGUGGGGAUGGCGCAGCACCUGCUGGUGGUGGCGGACAGAUACGGCUUGCCAAGGCUGAUGGUGAUGUGUGAGGCCACGCUGCUCGAGCACAUCGACACAAGCGUCGUGGCGACUACGCUGACGUUGGCUGAGCAGCAUGGUUGCCAUGGGCUCAAGGAGGGAUGCUUCUGGUUCAUGAGAACUCCUGGCAACACGAAGGCGGUCAUGGCGAGCGAGGGGUUUCAACAUCUGAGGACCAGUUGCCCCUUCCUUAUUGAAGAGAUGCUUGCUAAGCUUGCUUCCUGA